AUGGCCACGGCUGUAGCUACUAACUCCAGCGGGGACCGGGAGGCUUCCCACGAAAGCCUGGUCAUUCUGACCCUGGCCAUCUGCCUGUUCGGGCUGCUGGGGAAUGGGGUCCUCGUGUGGCUCCUCUGCUUCUGCGUGAAGAGCAGCCCCUUCUCCGUCUAUUCCUGCAACCUGGCCGUUGCCAACUUUCUCCUCCUCUUCAGCAUGGCGCUCUUGUUUAUUCUCGAGAGGCCCGAGCUGGCUCUCCGGCCCAAGAGUGUUUCCAGGGUGUUUCAAAGCGUCCGGUACUUGGCUUACAUGCUCGGGCUGAGCCUCCUGACGGCUGUCAGCGCUCAGCGCUGUCUGGCCCUGGUCUUCCCUGCGUGGUAUCGGCGGCACCAGCCCAAGCGGCUGUCUGCCCGGGUGUGUGCUGGCCUCUGGGCUCUGGCCACCCUGCAGACGGUGCUGGCCACUUCUUUCUGUGUCCAGUCCGCCACGCAGGCUUCGUGUCGCAGGGUGUUCUGGCUUUCCCUGCUCUCGGUUUUUGGCGUCUUCACUCCGGUGAUGUGUGUGUCCAGCGUGACUCUGUUUAUCAAAGUCCAGAGGGCCUGCCCGCCCCACCAGCCGCUCACCCCCUACAUCAUCCCUGUGGUCACCCAGGUACUGGUGUACGUGGCCUGUGCCCUGCCCCUGGGCCUCUCCUGGUUCUUCCUUCACCCGUCCCUGCAGGACGGGGAGGAGAAGCGAGUUUUCUACGACGUGGUCAGACUCUUCUCUUGCGUCAGUAGCACAAUCAAUCCUUUCCUCUACUUCUUGGGGGGGAGUCAGGAAGCAGAGACUCUGCCAGCCCCUUCGGGGACUGCUUCCAAGGGUCCUGGGGAGAGAGGGGAGACCCUUGGGCCAGGGGGAGAAAGUGGGGCCCAACGCACUGUUGGCCAGCUCUCUGGAGGAGCUGCCUAG
Messenger RNA from Monodelphis domestica (gray short-tailed opossum), 939 nucleotides. Its product is annotated as mas-related G protein-coupled receptor member D-like. Gene Ontology annotation, cellular component: plasma membrane. Gene Ontology annotation, biological process: G protein-coupled receptor signaling pathway. Lineage: Eukaryota; Metazoa; Chordata; Mammalia; Didelphimorphia; Didelphidae. Gene Ontology annotation, molecular function: G protein-coupled receptor activity. The record is from RefSeq and is a predicted model, not a curated record.